UGAAACUUCCGGCUUUAAACGGACGCUGAUUGUUUUGAUCGCUGGCUUCACUGCGCUGUUUUCACGUGUUCACACAUCAGUGAGGUGAAGCGAAUUGGAAUAAUGUCACAUUCAGACGGAAUCGUUAAAGCGAAAACGAGGCGAUCCAAACGCUUUCUGCAGAGCAGAGAAGCCAAACUAACAGAAGACCUCAAACAUGCGAUGAUCAUUAAAGGAGGAAACACGAGUGAGAUCGUCACACAAACUUUAAAAGAUGUGUAUGCUCUAAAGAAACCAAACGCAGUAAUGUAUAAGAAGAAAAACAUAGUAAGGCCAUUUGAAGACUCAACAGCAUUGGAAUUCUUCUCAAAGAAAUCCGAUUGCUCCUUGUUUCUGUUUGGGUCACACAACAAGAAGCGACCUCAUAAUCUCAUAUUUGGUCGCAUGUUUGAUUUUCAUGUGCUGGACAUGUUUGAGCUCGGCAUUGAAAAGUUUGUCGCUCUCAAAGAUAUAAAGAUAAACAAGUGUCCUGAGGGCACAAAGCCAAUGCUGGUGUUUACAGGUGAACUGUUUGACACAGAUAAUGAACAUAAGAGAUUAAAGAAUCUUCUAACAGAUUUUUUCUGUGGUCCCAAAGUAAAAGCCGUGCGCCUGGCAGGACUCGAACAUGUGCUGCAUUUCACUGCGCUGGACGGCAAGAUUUACAUGCGCAGCUACAAAGUCUUGUUGAAGAAAUCUGGCUGUCGGACACCCAGGAUUGAACUGGAGGAAAUGGGACCUUCAUUUGAUUUUGCCAUGAGGAGAUGUCACAUAGCUUCAGAUGACCUGUACAGAUCUGCACACAAACAGCCUAAAGGCCUGAAGCCCAAGAAAAAGAAGAACAUAUCCCAUGAUGCCUUUGGCACCAGAUUAGGCCGUUUACACAUGCAGAAGCAGAACUUGGACAAACUGCAGACGCGCAAGAUGAAGGGCUUGAAGAAGAGGAGAGGAGACGUCAAGACCGAUGCCACAUCAGCCAAAAAACCCAAAACUGAUGAAUAACGUGACACUGUUGCAUUAUGGGACUGUGUGUCAGAUUUAAAAUCCCAAACGGGCUUUAAUGCAAAAGAAAGAGGAAGAUGUGGAUGGCCUUUCUAUUCAACAUACAUCUCUAUCAGUGACAGGAUAUUUACAUGGAGGAAGACUGAACCUGGGGUUUAUACAUUAAAACAGAUUUACAUUGAUAAAAAGCUUACACUUGAGUUGUGAUUGUAAUAAACUCAUGUUUGUGCAGUUUCUUUUUUGAAUAAACUGCUGUUUAAUAAAUGUUGCACAGUGA
Molecule: messenger RNA, 1297 nt
Organism: Paramisgurnus dabryanus
Lineage: Eukaryota; Metazoa; Chordata; Actinopteri; Cypriniformes; Cobitidae
Gene: rpf2
Product: ribosome production factor 2 homolog
Biological process (GO): maturation of LSU-rRNA from tricistronic rRNA transcript (SSU-rRNA, 5.8S rRNA, LSU-rRNA); ribosomal large subunit assembly
Cellular component (GO): nucleolus
Molecular function (GO): rRNA binding
Source: RefSeq, a predicted model, not a curated record